AGUUGUUCUCUUUCGUCGAAUUUUUCAUAUUUUCAUACCCUGUUUUUGAUCCUUAGUCAUUUAUGCGUCAGUUUUUCCUCGGAUUUUUCAGGAAAUGGCAAUUAACCUUAAAAAUGACAGUAAUUCUAGUUCAAAAAAUGGAGUUGAGCACGUCGAAUCUAGUUUGCUCACUAAAUUAUGCUAUUUCGUGGAAUUUAUUAUCAACGCGAUCAGAAAAAGUGAAUAUUCGCAACAAAUUGAAUGUUUGGAUGGAAUUUAACUUGUCGUUGAACAGCAUUGUCUUGCGUCUGCUGGUUAUUGACAGAAAUUUCGUUCAAUCCUUUCCUGGACAGCUUAAAAUUGAGUAUUGUGUAUCAAUUGGGCCUCUUCCUGGUCAUCAAUUAAAAGGAACUUUUUUAAUUAAUGAAGCAACUCCAUUCAAUGGUGGAUUAGUCGUUGGAAAAGUUCAAAAUCCAUCACUGUUGAGACAAAUCGCAACAAAGAUUAUCUUCAAAUUGACUAAACCAGCCAAUCUAUCUCGAUUGAUUGAUGUUGAAACAAAUACAAUAGAACCAAGAUGCGAUUUCAGUCAUGUUGAUUUGAAUAAUCCAGAUUUUUCGGACUUUACAAUCGUUUUUGACAAUCAUCACUUUAAAGUCCAUAAAUUAGUUCUUGCAUUAUCAAGUUGCUUCUUCAAAUCACUUUUCGAGAAAAUUGAGUACGACGAGGAAUAUAAGGACAUGACAACAUAUUAUUGCGCUAACACUGAAGGAUAUAAUCACUUCCAUUUUGAAGUAUUGUUGAAUUUUAUUUAUACAAGAAAGCUGGAAACUUGCGCUUUUGGUCCAUACUUCUUUGUUGAGCUUCAUCAACUUGCUGUGUUUUAUCAAAUUGAGGAUUUGAAGAAGCUGUGCCUAUACAAUGUGGAAAAGAAUUAUCGGGAACUUUUGCAUUCUGAUGUUCAUAUACUUAAGAUCUUUAAGUACGCAACGGAAUGUGGAUUAAAGGAAUUAGCUGAUGACUGUUGGUUUUUGAUUAAAUUUGGAAUGUUGCGAAUCUUCGACAAAUUAAAGCAGGAACCACUGCCAUAUGAUAUAAUUAAUAAAGUAUUGCAGAAUCAACUUGUUGAAAGUGAAUUUUGGCGACAGUAUGCUGUUAAGUAAGACAUUCAUAAUUUUUUAUGCAUCUAAUGCUAAUUAAAUGAAUUUAAGUCUAAUUAAUUAUGUUAUUUUAAACAAUCAACUUCCAAACUCGAUAAAUUCACAUGAUGUGAACCUCUGAAAUAAAACAAUAAAAUAAAAUAGCUAGAAAUGAUCUCUAGGGACAUUUACUUUUG
Messenger RNA from Chironomus riparius, 1315 nucleotides. The record is from the annotation of a GenBank genome assembly. NCBI's taxonomy places the organism in Eukaryota, Metazoa, Arthropoda, Insecta, Diptera, Chironomidae.